CGCACUAGCUUUUAUCGAGCCACACGUCGCAAGCUCUCGCAGCAUCGUCCGCCAACAUGUACAAGCUGUUUGUCGUCGCCGCGCUGGUUGCCGUCGCAGCCGCCCAAAACCCGCAGGACGCCCAGGCUCAGGUGCUGGCGUACGAUUCGGUCGUCAACCCGGACGGUUCGUACAACUACCGGUACGAGACGAGCAACGGAAUUCAGGCUCAGGAGAGCGGCGUCGGUGGCCAGUCCGCCCAGGGAAGCUACUCGUACACCGGUGACGAUGGUGCCCAGUACUCGGUGACGUACGUCGCUGAUGAGAACGGAUUCCAGCCGCAGGGUGCUCAUCUGCCCGUCGAUGGACCCGCUCCUGAUCAUGUCCUGAAGACGCUCGAGCAGAUCCGUGCCAACCCGCCGCGUGAUGACCCAAACUUCAGCAUGGAUGCGCUUAACGCUGCCAUCGCUCGGCUGAGCGGCAAGAAGUAAGCCGUCGUGGACGUCACCCAACGGCAGGAUGCGCUUCGUCCUAUUCUCACUCCCACUUCGGCAACGCCAACGCAUACUAAAGAUGCACCUGACACAUACUCCCGAGCUGCUCCAUCCCCGACCGGGGGAGUUUCGGCAGAGAUCUUUACCCUCUAUUCCGUAUCCUUCCGCGAAGAAUCUUUCCUCCGAGGAUCCUAACCGGGGCUUCCUAAGCUUCCUUCCAACAAUCUCUUCUGUCACAUCUCCACCAGUACCAGCACGUGUACAUAGCCCGGUGAUAGUUUGUAAAUAAAACGACCAAUAUAAAAGUUUAA
This is a messenger RNA of Anopheles nili, 784 nucleotides long. Its product is annotated as cuticle protein CP14.6-like. The transcript has 2 exons. Lineage: Eukaryota; Metazoa; Arthropoda; Insecta; Diptera; Culicidae. The coding region runs from base 57 to 470 and encodes 137 amino acids. Gene Ontology annotation, cellular component: chitin-based extracellular matrix. The record is from RefSeq and is a predicted model, not a curated record. Gene Ontology annotation, molecular function: structural constituent of chitin-based larval cuticle.